Australozyma saopauloensis is the source of this 951-nucleotide messenger RNA. It is a transcript of the gene COQ3, whose product is annotated as hexaprenyldihydroxybenzoate methyltransferase. Gene Ontology annotation, molecular function: 2-methoxy-6-polyprenyl-1,4-benzoquinol methyltransferase activity. The transcript has a single exon. Lineage: Eukaryota; Fungi; Ascomycota; Pichiomycetes; Serinales; Metschnikowiaceae. Gene Ontology annotation, biological process: ubiquinone biosynthetic process. The coding region runs from base 1 to 951 and encodes 316 amino acids. Gene Ontology annotation, cellular component: mitochondrion. The record is from RefSeq and is a predicted model, not a curated record.
AUGGCUACACGAAGCAUACUCCGGAGCGCUAGACUCCAGUGCACCAGACACAUCAGCAGUAGCUCCGUCCGCUGCCAUGAUAUCGUGAAACUCACAUCUGCAUCGGCCGACGAAAUGUCCCACUUCAAUGCACUUGCUUCUUCGUGGUGGGACGUCAAUGGACCCCAACGAAUCCUCCACAAAAUGAACUUUCUUCGCAUGGACUACAUCAACGAGAUGGUCAAGGGCCACAUUAAACUCAACGAUAAUGUAGUCGAUGACGAGGACAAGGUCUACAUCCCUCCAUAUAGCUUGGACUUGCUUCCCAAGAGUAUACGAACGAGAAUCCAGCAGGAGCAAAGCGCGCGCCGGGACGAGAUUCUUUCGCAGAAAAAGUUGAAGGCCUUGGAUGUCGGCUGCGGCGGCGGGAUUUUGGCCGAGUCCUUGGCUCGUCUCAAGUACAUCUCCAGUGUCAAGGGAAUCGACCUUUCAACGGACGUGCUUGAGGCUGCCAAAUUGCAUCAGAAACUUGACCCGGAGCUUUCCGAGAAAUUGCAGUACGAGCUCACUGCGAUUGAGGAUUUGCCCAAGGAUGAGAAGUAUGAUCUUGUGACAUGUUUCGAGAUGCUUGAGCAUGUCCAAUACCCUGCGCAAGUGCUCUCCGAAGUCUUUGACCGUGUAGCCGUUGGUGGAUGGGUUGUUCUUUCAACCAUUAAUAGAGAUCCCAUCAGCUGGUUCACGACGAUUUUCAUGGGCGAGCACUUGUUGAGAAUCGUUCCCGUGGGCACACACACCCUUGAGAAGUACAUCGAUCAACAGGAGAUCCGCAACUGGGUCGAAGGCAGUCCUUAUCAAGAUCAAUUUGCAGUUGUGAAUGCACGCGGAUGUGCUUAUAUCCCUGCCUAUGGCUGGAAGUUCACGUCCAGUGCUGACGUUGGCAAUUAUUUCAUGGCCAUCCAGAGAGUGAAGUAG